AUGAGCCGCUUCUGGUUUGCGAGAGAGUUGUCCACUCCAGGAUCCAGAGUUCAGCAGUCCCAGCGGAGACCAGGGCCAGGAGCAACACAGAGCGGAAUGGAGGAGAACCAGGACCCGGAAGUCCCCAGUAGACCAGCAGCAGGCUUCAGCUCUGAAAAACAGGGGAAAAGAGGGGGACUGAAACAUCACUGCUGUCAGCUCUGUGACAAAUCCUACGCUUCAGCUGCAUAUUUAAAGGUUCAUCUACGGGUUCAUACUGGAGAGAAACUGUACAGCUGUGACCAAUGUGGGAACGCUUUUACCACAGCACGGAGCCUGAGACAACAUCAAAGCAUUCAUACUGGAGAGAAACCUUACAGCUGUGACCAGUGUGGGAACGCUUUCACCACAGCACAUAGCCUGAGACAACAUCAACGCAUUCAUACUGGAGAGAAGCCUUACAGCUGUGACCAGUGUGGGAACGCUUUCACCACAGCAGAUAGCCUGAGAAGUCAUCAACGCAUUCAUACUGGAGAGAAACCGUACAGCUGUGACCAGUGUGGGAACACUUUCGCUGAGCCAAACACCCUGAGGCGACAUCGACGUAUUCAUACUGGAGAGAAACCGUACAGCUGUGACCAAUGUGAGAAGACCUUUGUCAACAAGCAUCACCUAGAACGCCACCGACGUGUUCACACUGGAGAGAAACCAUACGUGUGCGACCAAUGUGGGAAAGUGUUUUCUCAGAGUCAUCAUCUUAAUGCCCACCGACACGUUCACAGUGGAGCGAAACCAUACUGGUGUGAACAAUGUGGGAAAAUGUUUUCUCGGAGUGGUAACCUUAAAGCUCACCAACUCAUUCACACUGGAGAGAAACCUUAUAGCUGUGACCAAUGUGGGAACGCUUUCACCACUGCACAGAACCUGAGACAACAUCAACGCAUUCAUACUGGAGAGAAGCCUUACAGCUGUGAGCAAUGUGGGAGCGCUUUCACUCAGGCAGAGAACCUGAGACAACAUCAACGCAUUCAUACUGGAGAGAAGCCUUAUAGCUGUGACCAAUGUGGGAAAGCUUUCACUCAGUCACAGAACCUGAGACAACAUCAACGCAUUCAUACUGGAGAGAAGCCUUACAGCUGUGAGCAAUGUGGGAAUGCUUUCACCACUGCACAGGCCCUGAGACAACAUCAACGUAUUCAUACUGGAGAGAAGCCGUACAGCUGUGACCAGUGUGGGAACACUUUCACCACGGCAUAUAGCCUGAGACAACAUGAACUCAUUCACACUGGAGAGAAACCUUACAGCUGUGACCAAUGUGGGAACACUUUCACCACGGCAUAUAGCCUGAGACAACAUGAACUCAUUCACACUGGAGAGAAGCCGUACAGCUGUGGCCAAUGUGAGAAAACCUUUGUUACAAAAGGCAACCUAGAAUGCCACAGACCUGUACACACUGGAAAGAAACCGUACAGUUGUGGCCAAUGUGGGGAAAAUGUGUUCUCUGAGAAAAUCCCUUAAAGUUCACCAACGCGUUCACACUGAAGAGCAACUGUUCAUUUGGGACCAAUGUUUUAAUGUUUUAGAGCCAAGCUACUUUUUUUUUCAUGCCUCCUCUCCAUGUGCUGUGUUGCUAUAGAGCUUCUCUCUGAAAUUAAAGACUGACAGCAAUAACUGAAUCUGACUGCGUAGGUGUGAUCCAGUGGGGAGGAAGAGGCAAUAACUAAACAGAAACACAUUAUUAUUAUUAUUAUUAUUAUUAUUGUAUAAUUCUGACAAGAUGAUAUGACAAAAGGAUAUUGUAAACAUCAAGCUGUUGUUAACUCCAUUCUCAGCACCAACAUGGUCAUUAUUAUUUACUAUCUGAUACCAGUAAGAUAAUGAAUAACAUUAAAGCCCACACAGCCUGUAAUCAGUGGUGUAAUGUAACUUAUUACAUUUUCAUUCUGUGUUAUCUUUUUAUUGUUUAGAUUUUUUCAUUUUUUUAUUACAAUGUGUUGAUUUGUAUUUGGUUUCCUAUAUUUUUUGCGUUAACUUCAGCAGUGUUUGCAUUCCUGCUGGAAAACAUGUUUAUAUGUCUGGAUCGAUACAGAUGUUUGCAUAUGCACUG
This is a messenger RNA of Centropristis striata (black sea bass), 2086 nucleotides long. RefSeq names its product zinc finger protein 501-like. Gene Ontology annotation, molecular function: DNA-binding transcription repressor activity, RNA polymerase II-specific. The transcript is spliced from 3 exons. The coding region runs from base 1 to 1497 and encodes 498 amino acids. Lineage: Eukaryota; Metazoa; Chordata; Actinopteri; Perciformes; Serranidae. The record is from RefSeq and is a predicted model, not a curated record. Gene Ontology annotation, biological process: negative regulation of transcription by RNA polymerase II.